UUCCGUAUUUCUAAAAACUGUUAAGCGUUACGAAUAACGAAAUAAUGUCUAACAUACGCGGCGUCUCGCCCUAUUCCGAAGCAAUGUCUGAUACUCUAGAGAGAAAUAGAGGGGAGAAGGCGCUUCUCACGAAAACGCCAUCUCAAAGUCAAGUGUUUUUACAUAAAACGAAUAGUGUUAAAAAUUACUCCGAUAAGAAUGGAAACGAUGUUACGAAAGCCUUGCAUAAAGGAAGAAGGACUUUUGCGUUUUGGACCCUCGUCUGCCUGUUGUUUGUGUUGGCUAUUGGAAAUUUGGUGUUAACAUUUACGAUACUCGCAGUCUUGCGACUUGGUCAAGGUCUGGAAAGCAUGGAAUUCCUUCCAGAGCACAAUGCAAUGAAAUUAUUCGGCUCAGCAAACCUAGACCAUGUGUACAAGAGAGAUGGUCUGAUAGAGAGCUUCCGAGACACACCUAUGUCCUUAACGAGUGAAAAUGGAUCAGUGCUGUUUAAUUUACAGACAAGGUUGUCCCGAGCGGAGACAAAGCUGGCGGUGAACUCGUCUGGCGUGUUCGUACGCGGAGUCAGUUCCCUGGAGCUGACGGAUCCUGACUCCGGCGAGCAAGUGUUCAGUACGGCAAGCGCGGCGCUCACGCUCGGCAACUCUCUCAACAACCUGAACGCUAAGCAAGUGUCAACCAAACGUAUAUCAUCCCCGGUAGACGAAGACCUUACCUUCAGAUCGGAGGCGUCAGCCCACCUACGAGGCGCCGAAGGCACCCACAUGGAGUCCAAGGAGCUGUUCUGGAAAGCCGACCAGGAUAUCUACCUGAAGUCCAUAAACGGGUCCGUGGUGCUGAGCGGUAAAGAGGGGGUGUUUAUAGAUGUUAGAUAUCUACCCAUCGCUUUACCCCUAAAUAAGACAGAAAAGUUUCAUGGUACGGGGCAGUUUAAAGUGUGCGUUUGUAUGCCCCAAGGCAAACUGUUCCGUAUCGCUGUGCCCAACGGUCAAAAGGUCACGUGUUCACACGUUAAUAUGACAGAUGAUAUGAAUCCAUGCGCGUAAACAUUACGUUAUAUUUAUUACGGAUUUAAACCGGUUGUAACUGAAAUUAUCCGGAAAAUGUUGGUUAAUAACCGGUUUAUUUUAAUGUACUGUGUUUAACCGGUUAUGAGAUUGAACAAACCGGUAUGCUAUAGGUUACCGUUCUAAUUGAGAAAAAGAUUUCAUAACGUUUAAUAAACAUUAAUUAAGCUAUUUAUGCAAGACGCGCUAGUCACUUUAACAAAUGCCUUACCUGUUAGUUAACCUUUAUUUAUUUAUUUAUUCAUAAGACACACCAAAAAAUUAUUAUAACAACAUUCAUAAAAGAAUAAAUUUUGUGAUACUUCGCUGCUACACUGCGAAGAACGAAUAAUGGUAUAAAUUAUACAACAUCUUUUUGAAUAGAUUUGUGUCGAUUCUUAUAAAACAAAAUGUUUAAAUAGAAAAAGCUUCGUAUUAGGAAUAACAACUAUUUAGGUAUCUAUAAUAUGAUGACACUUUUGCCUAAAUUAAAAAAAGCAAGCAAUUAAAAAAAAAUGUUGUGCAUGGAAUAACUAAUGGCGAUCUAAACGUUUCAGCUUCAGAUUACUCGUACUUUUAAUAAUAAAUCACAAAAAGAACUGUAAUUGAAGUUUAUACAACCGGUUCAUUUCUAUCGAUUGAGUGCAAUUAUUUAAGAACCGGUUUCUCUGUUUAUCCGGUUUCACUGUUUAACCGGUUAAAAACGAAACUGGAACUUUAACCGAAAUAACUCCACUACCGCGGUAAAUGACCCAAACCGGUAUGAAUUUUUUUUCGGUUUCUGAGCCCUGGUUUUUGUUGAUUUAAGAACGCUGUAUCAAACCGCUCUUUAACCGGUUUCUUGUACAUGUACACAAUGUCUAAGAAACUUUGAACUGUUUUCCUCUCAUGUGAAUUUAUCGAUGAUUUGAAUUCUUGCGGGGAAACAGUAUUCUAUAAUAGGAAAUUGUGGUAGCUAAAUCCGUUUUAGGGUAUAAACCGGUUUUGACCGGUAUUUAUGUAGGUUUGGUUGUCUUAAGAAGGCUCUAUCAAACCGCUCUUUAACCGGUUUCUUGCACGUGUCGUCAAGAAGAUCCGAGACACUGGGCAAUUUAAAGUGGGUUUGUAUGUUCUACAUGUAAUUUUUUCGUAUAUUAUCUGUGACCAACGGUUAAAAGGUCACGUGUUCACAUCAUCUGUCAUAUAAACUAUGACAGAGGAUUUGAAUCCUUGCGCGUAAAUUUACUAUGAAAUUGUGUAAUCUGAAUCCAUUGAUCGGUUAAACCGGUUUGAAUCGAUAUUUUUGUAGAUAUAAUUGUAUUUGGAACGCUACUUACGCUAGUUUUUAACCGGUAUAAAUAACAAUUAUGUAUAUGCAGGUUUGGUAGUUUGAGAAACACUGUAUCAAACUGUUCUUUAACCGGUUUAUUGCACGUGUAAACACACGCAUUUAAAUAAACUUAUUAACCGUACCUUUUAGGCGUAGUGAUAAAGAUUUCUUCUUUAGGUUCAGUAAAUUUAUAGUCGUAAUAAUUAGUGAUUACAUUACGAUUGUUAAAAAACUACUGCCAUUAUAUUCUAAGGACAAAGGUAAUGAAGUUUGUUUUAUUAUUAAACGACUUCAAAAAAGGUGGUAUUUUUGAAGU
Pararge aegeria (speckled wood butterfly) is the source of this 2671-nucleotide messenger RNA. RefSeq lists its product as uncharacterized. Gene Ontology annotation, biological process: muscle organ development. The transcript has 4 exons. NCBI's taxonomy places the organism in Eukaryota, Metazoa, Arthropoda, Insecta, Lepidoptera, Nymphalidae. The coding region runs from base 45 to 1046 and encodes 333 amino acids. The record is from RefSeq and is a predicted model, not a curated record. Gene Ontology annotation, cellular component: sarcoglycan complex; sarcolemma.